AUGGACGAAGAUAAUUUUGCUUUGGUGGAAAAAAUUAUUAAAGACCUACAUAAUGUUCUCGCUAAAAUUCCAGAUUUGUAUGCUUUCGAUGUUGUUCCUGUGGAAGUAAAUUAUCAAAAUAAAUCACCGGUACUGCAUUUGGAAAACUGCUUAGGGCUGGAGUCCUGGUGUGUGAAACACGUUUAUAUGUAUUGUUAUUCUGAGCUAAUGAAUAAGUUCUGUGUAAAGCCUAAAAAAAUUAAUAAUAGGAUAUCAACGGUAGACUUUGAUCGCGUUAUACGACUUCUAAAUGUAACAUUGCUUUUAAAUCCAGAAAUUAGUACAUUGUGGAAUAAAAGGCGAGAUUUGGUUUUACAAUCCUCUUUAAAUAAAAAUAAUGAACUGCAUUUUACAAGAUUGAUUUUAUCAAGAAAACCAAAGAGUAAUGAAGCUUUUGGGUACAGAAGGUGGCUUUUGAAAUCUAUUUUACAAGACGACCAUCAAAACAACUCUAUCGAAACUCUGAUAAAUGAUGAGCUUAUAAUUUGCAACUUGGCCUCUGAUAAAAGCCCCAAUAACUACCAUAGUUGGAAUCAUCGCAUGUGGCUACUUAAUACCUUAAGAAAUAUGACAAUUAACUUUGAUAUUAAUUCUUUGUACAUUAAGGAGUAUCAUUUUUCAGAAAAAUGGACUGCCAAACAUGUUUCGGACUUUAGUUGUUUUCACUAUCAUGAAUUCUGUUUAAAAAAUAUUUAUGAUCUAAGCGAUAAAGAUUGGAAGAUAUUGGAAUCGACAUUGAAUACUAAUUUCCGUGAAGUUUUUGUUAGAUUUCUGGCAUCUAAUUUUCCUAAAGAUUCAACGGUUCAAGCCUCCGAGGAAAACCUUUUGAUGUAUUCAGAAAAAAACAUAAUGAGCCUCCUUCUUGCAUAUUCUAAUAGAAAUUGUAACUGUGAAGUGAAUUAUGUGAAAUUGUGCAGAAAGAUUGAGAUUUUGUUUCAUGCUUUGGUGGCCAAUGAUGAGUUGAUACGUUUUUAUAAGUACCACGAGACUUUAUGGUAUUAUAGAAGAUUUCUCAUACAUGAGAUCAUAAUCAUUAUGUAUGACCAUUUUGGUUUGGUCCGUCAUAAAGGAGCUUUGACAAAGAUAUCAUGUAAAAAUUGCAAUUUUGAUGAAUUGAGACAGAAGCAGGCGAAAAUUGGGAGAUAUGACGUUAAUCGUAUUUACACCUGUAUACUAUUUAAUGUUGUUUUGACCCAUGAAAAGAAAAUCAUCAACGAGAGGCGAAUGGAUGGAGACAAUUAUGCCGACCGGCAUGAAAAUUAUUUGAAAUUUGUUGAAGGCCUUAACAAUGUAAUUUGA
Danaus chrysippus (African queen) is the source of this 1338-nucleotide messenger RNA. The record is from the annotation of a GenBank genome assembly. Lineage: Eukaryota; Metazoa; Arthropoda; Insecta; Lepidoptera; Nymphalidae.